Messenger RNA from Acanthochromis polyacanthus (spiny chromis), 804 nucleotides. RefSeq names its product HAUS augmin like complex subunit 2 (gene haus2). The record is from RefSeq and is a predicted model, not a curated record. Bases 127 to 750 code for a protein of 207 amino acids. Lineage: Eukaryota; Metazoa; Chordata; Actinopteri; Pomacentridae. Gene Ontology annotation, biological process: centrosome cycle; spindle assembly; microtubule nucleation. Gene Ontology annotation, cellular component: centrosome; HAUS complex; mitotic spindle microtubule. The transcript is spliced from 7 exons.
CGGCAGUGUUGGAGCUGCUGGAUAUUUCAGUAGAAGAAGAGCGGAGGCUAAACAAACCGAAGGGCGGGUUUAGCUGAAGUCUGGUCGGUCCGUUCGGUGUCCGGUGGAGAUUUUACGGUUUAAACGAUGCAUCGGUGGGACAUGUCUCCGUUCUCAGUGACUCCAGCUGCCAGCCUGCUGUCCAGGUGUGUCUCUGUAGGAGCUGUGUCUCAGGAGGAAAUAGACUCUGCCUCCUCCAACCGAAGCCCCGCCUUUUCCCCUCAGGUGCAGGAGGCUGAGCAGCGAAUCAUGAAGCAGAAACAGCUGGACGAGCUGCAGCUGCAGUUGGAGCUGCUGAGAGUCGACCAUCAGAGUGCCGACGUCGCUCACAGCUUCCACCUCGCCCAGAGGUUCCGGCUGCUCCAGAUGUUGUCCUCUCACCUGCAGGACGUCCUGAAGGAGCAGAAGAGUCUCAGACAGAGACUGAUGAAGCCGCUGGCUCAGACCAACCUGCCGCUUCCUGCUCACCUGCACAGGUCUGCGGUGGACUCGGUGAAGCUGAUGAUGGACUUCAUAGAGACUCUGGAGGAGAAGUUAAGCUCCGCCCACAGCUGGACCUCCACCAGGGAACACCUCAGUCAGCUGGACUCCUCAAUCACCCUGCUGCUGGCUGAAGCUGCUGAAAUAGAAACUCUGUCCAAUCAGAUCCUCCGAUGGAAGAUGUUGGGCAGCAGCCAGCUCAGUGACCCUUCAUCAUCAUCAUCCUCAUAGACUGUAUUUUAAUAGAUGUUUGUAAUAAAUGUGAAUAAAUCUACUAAAUAUUAA